UCUGCCUCCCCCCACUGAAAACAUGCAUAUAUAAGUAGUGAAGGAGAAAUUUCCCUUGCUUCCUGGCUGUCAUUCAUUCUCUGCUUUUCCCUGGGGACCACAUAGCAUCCCUCCAAGAUGUGGGCAAAGACGAUUACAGGAAACUUUGCCAACGUGAUUCAUGGUUUGAAUAAAAACCACCUGACAGAUAUGGUCAUUCAUAGAAGCAAGCGAAUGAUUCUGGAUACCUUUGGAGUAGGACUUCUGGGUACCAGCACCGAGGUCUGCCAGAAAGUCAAACAGUACAGCAAGAUCUACAGCUCAGAUAUAUCCAGCACCAUCUGGGGCCACUUCGAUUUCCGACUGCCUCCUCUGUAUGCAGCUUUUGUGAAUGGAGUGGCUGUGCACUCAAUGGAUUUUGAUGACACAUGGCAUCCUGCCACGCAUCCAUCUGGGGCCGUGCUCCCUGCUGUGAUGGCUCUCUCUGAGGCCUUUCCUCAGAAGAAAAAAAUCUCAGGUCUUGACCUGCUCUUAGCUUUCAAUGUAGGAAUUGAGGUGCAAGGCAGGUUGUUACGCUUUUCCAGUGAAGCCAGGAAUAUUCCCAAAAGGUUUCACCCACCAACAGUAGUUGGUACAAUGGGGAGUGCAGCAGCUUGCGCAAAACUGUUAGCUCUUAACCAGAUGAAAUGUAAAAACACCUUGGCUAUUGCUGCUUCCUAUGCAGGUGCCCCACUAGCUAACGCAGCAACUCAAACAAAGCCCCUGCACAUUGGCAAUGCUGCCAAACAUGGCCUGGAAGCGGCUUGCUUAGCAUCACAGGGUCUUCAAGGAAACAAUCAGAUCUUGGACAUGGAGUCAGGGAUAGGUGCCUUUUAUACAGAUUACAACCCACAGACUCUGCCAAACUUGCAGUCCUAUCCCUGGCUGUUGGACCAGCAAGAUGUGGCUAUCAAACGCUUUCCUGCUCAUCUUGGAACGCACUGGGUGGCUGAUGCAGCAUCUUCUGUAAGGAGGAAGCUUGUUGAAAACAGUGACAUAUCACUUAUCCUUGAUAAAAUUGAGAAAGUUAUUGUAAAAGUCCCAGAGGUCAAAUACGUGAACAGACCCAGCCCUAAUUCAGAACACGAAGCUCGACACUCCUUUCAGUUUGUUGCCUGCUCUGCUUUGCUGGAUGGCAGCAUGUCCAUCCAGUCCUUUGCCAGUGAGAGCAUUCACCGGCCAGCCUUACAGGAGCUCCUUUGCAAAACACAGCUUGUGCACCCUUCUGAUAACAAACCCAGCUUUGAGAGUCUUUAUUGCGAAGUGACUGUUGUGCUUUGGGAUGGCAAUGCAAUUAGUGACCGCUGCAACACGUUCUACGGACACUGGAGGAAACCUCUGACAAAGCAAGACCUGGAGAAAAAAUUUCAGUUCAACGCUUCUGAAGUCCUUCCUGCAGAAGCCAUAGAAGGCAUUAUAGAGACUGUGUACAAUCUGGAAAAAGUAGAGGACUGUUCUGUAUUAAACAUGUUUUUGUCAGGACAGUCAGCUAGAGUAUUUCCAGAGAAGCUGCACUUCACACAUUCCAACUCAUAAAGCAAACAAAAUUCAGGAAAAGCUCUUAUUUAAUGACCAAAGACCAAGUAAAUGAUUUAGAGAUAGCACGCACAGUUCAGUCAGAAGGCUUGAAGAUUACUUCAGCUAUUUUUAUAUGUUUAUACCGCUAAAGGUAUAAAGGUAAAUGCCAGCAUGCUGCACAAAAAAAAUUCCUUCCUCUUCUGACAAAAAAAGUCUGCAUGUUCUGCUUCUACUUAAUCACUUCAUGAAGGAAAUACAAAUUCAUGGAAAUGCUACUGUGAGAAAUACCAC
Molecule: messenger RNA, 1827 nt
Organism: Meleagris gallopavo (turkey)
Lineage: Eukaryota; Metazoa; Chordata; Aves; Galliformes; Phasianidae
Gene: ACOD1
Product: aconitate decarboxylase 1
Biological process (GO): defense response
Cellular component (GO): mitochondrion
Molecular function (GO): aconitate decarboxylase activity
Source: RefSeq, a predicted model, not a curated record